This is a messenger RNA of Misgurnus anguillicaudatus (oriental weatherfish), 3118 nucleotides long. Lineage: Eukaryota; Metazoa; Chordata; Actinopteri; Cypriniformes; Cobitidae. The record is from RefSeq and is a predicted model, not a curated record.
GUCUAGAAAACAUAUUUCAUCAGUGUUUUAUAAAAUAAAUAAUGUAGGAAAAAUAAUUGAUUCAUAGAUGUUGAGAGUGUGCAUCAAAAGUAAUAUACAGGUCAGUUUUCCUGUCCAUUUGUCUGUUUAUGAGUAAAGUUAAAUUUUUUGUGUGUGGAUUUGCUAUAUUGGUAGAGUGACCCUCAACACCCCAUAUUCAAAGUUUUAUGUCCAAUAACAGCAAAGCAAUACAGUCUCAGUAGCCAAACAGCUGCCAGAGCUGUUACUAAGACCCCUUUACUUUCAGGAUACCAGCUGGCAAAUGAACUCUAUUGUUGCACAAAUGUUAUCCAAUUAAAACGUUGUUUAGGUCUAAUCGGUAACACGUGGCAAUCAAUCAACCUCUUUGUUUGGAAAUGCUGCUGGACGUUUAUAAACAGCCAGAGCAGAAAGCAAGAACCCACAAACUGCACUUUCAUUCUCCACUGCACACUUACAAGAUGAAUCCACGGAGGCCUAAAAAGAGUUUUACAGUACAAGAAGUUAUCGAAGAACUUUGGAAAUCGAGUGAUGAUGAGCAAAAUGAUCAUUCAAAUGAUGAGCAAAAUCUUCACUCAAGUGAUGACGAACCAGACAUGCUUUUGCCAGAAGAUAGGUGUGUAUUUUUUUUUAUUCUACACAAUCUUUACUAAUUUUACUGUGCUAUGUGUAAAUGUGACAAAUUGUAUAAAAAGUGUACAUUUAGAUAUGUGUUUAACUGAAUUAUGCAUUGUGCAACAUGUAUUGUGUUAGUGUUAGUUUUAUACUUGAUACUUUUUAUGCUUUAGUUAUAUUCUAAAUUCAGGUUGUACUGUACUGUAUUGUUGCAAUAGGUUUUCAGAAAAUGAUGAUGAAGAUGAAAACUUAUUUGCUGAAUGUCCUGAACCUUCAACCUCAUCGUCAUCAGCUACUACAUCUGCUAAUUGCAAAGCAGGGGUAGAGGGAGGCAAAGCAGAUGGAGAGGCAGAGGAAGAACCAUAAACAGAGGUAGAGAGAGACCUAUUCAACCUGCUGUUUCUUCUGGUAUCAAUGAGGCAAGAUGGCACAACUCAGAUGAACUCGACAUCCCACCACCUCAGGUUGUAUUUAGACCAGCUCAAACUCCUGGCCAUCAGCUAACUACGGAGUCAUAUAGUACUCUGGAACUGUUUCAGCUGUACUUUUCUUCCACGGUGUGCCAGACCAUUAUUCAAAACUCCAAUGCCUAUGCAGCUGAGCAUCAAGAAAAAAACAGGAAGCCAUGCCUGGACAUGACUCUGAAGGAUCUGUUCUCCUAUCUGUCACUGGUCAUUUACAUGGGUCUGGUAAAAUUACCAACACUGCCAAAUUACUGGAGUGGGUCCAGACUAUACAAGUUUGAAUUCCCAGCCUCUUUUAUGUCAGGCCGGAAAUUUCACACCAUUUCAGCAGCACUGCAUGGAUAAGGAGAAUAUGAAAAAGAAAGGGACCCCAGCCUAUGACCGCAUGGGUAAACUAAAGCCAGUGUAUCAGGAGAUUAGAGAUGCCUGCAAGAAUAAUUUUCACCCUCAUCAAAACAUCGCAAUAGAUGAGAGGAUGGUAGCGACCAAAGCGAGGAUUGGGCUGAAGCAGUACCAAAAAGAAAAGCCAACAAAGUGUUAGCUGACACAGCCCAUGGAUACACAUGGGAUUUUUUUUUAUUUAUGAGGGCAAAUCCCUUGAAGGACAACAUGAACAAAGCAAGGGCCUAAGUUAUGAAUCAGUGAUGGCGCUAGUGAAUGAGAAGAUGCUGGGAACUGGCCACAAGUUAUAUGUGGACAAUUUCUACACAAGCCCAUCACUUUUCAGAGACCUCCUCCAGAAGGGCAUCUGGGCCUGUGGGACCAUUAGAACCAACCGGGUGGGCUACCCACAGACCACUGUUAACAAGCUACCCAAAAAUGCUCCCCGUGGUAGUAUGCGGUGGAUACGAGAUGACAGGCUCCUCUUUGUGGAAUGGAAGGACACCAGGGAGGUGCACAUGUGCUCAUCCUUCCAUUCGGCAGAGGGAAACCAAACUGUACAGAGGAGGGUGAAAACAAGAGCUGAAGGAUGGACAGAACUCACUGUACCUAUACCUGCUGCAGUGUGUGACUACAACCAGUACAUGGGAAAAGUUGAUCUUUCUGAUGCCCUUGUUGGGUAUUAUAAAGUACUCCGAAAGAACAUUUUCAAUCCUGUACUGCAACUGCUUAGCCAAAGAGUGGUACCCUAGCCCAACCACCUCUCCCUCAAUUACGUCUUGCAGAGAUUUAGGAUAUUUUGCUACCAUCUUCUUGGCAACUUCAGUAGAAAGCUUCAUACUUGGGCAACAAUUUUUUUGUAUCAUCUCCCGAACCACAAUCCGGACCAUCUCUCUUCUCAUACGUGGACUUGAACGGUUUCCUCUCUCAAAUAUUUGUAUCAGUUCCUAUGGUAACUUAUCCCAUGGAAUCAGAAAGGUGUCCAUCCAGUCUAUAUUAGGGUUUUGGGAGCUGGUGGGAGAGGUUGAUUGUGAACUUUGGGGUGAAAAUGAACAAAAGCUUGUCGUAGGCCCUGGCAAGGCAUCACCAGAUGAGCUGCUGCUUUUAGGAGUCUGAUCUGCAAAACACAAAAAUUAUUAUAAACACAAUGUAAAUUUAUAUUUCCAACUUUUUAGAUGAUUUAGGGUUACAAUGGGCACUGGUUAUAUUCUGUAUUGCGAAACAUUGACUUACACCUCAGUUUCAAAGCAGCACGGACUUUGCGGGCUUAAACUGGCCUCAAUGCUGACAGCAAAUCAGCUUCUUCAAAAAACCUAAAGUCAUCCCUUGUCUCCACACCAAGAGACUGCAAGGUCUCUUCUAAAAUAUGUUUUGUAACCUCUGGAAGGUCGGGCAAGAUGUCAGUGAUGGUGGUGUGUAGAAAUAUCCUUUCUGAGUCAGUCAUUUCUGGAAUCAAGUAAGCAGUAAUUAGACUUUCAGUGAACACUGUACAUAUAAGUGGAGCUGUAGUUUUUGUUUUUUUUAAGUAAACAAUGUGUUUGAUAAUUUCAAGUAUUGUCUGUACAUCUAAUAGUAAAAUAAAACUCAUUACUCAAAACUCAUAUUUUCAUACUUUUAAAGUUGGAUGUAUUGCUGCCUAA